Zasmidium cellare ATCC 36951 is the source of this 1887-nucleotide messenger RNA. RefSeq lists its product as uncharacterized. NCBI's taxonomy places the organism in Eukaryota, Fungi, Ascomycota, Dothideomycetes, Mycosphaerellales, Mycosphaerellaceae. The coding region runs from base 1 to 1887 and encodes 628 amino acids. The record is from RefSeq and is a predicted model, not a curated record. Gene Ontology annotation, biological process: transmembrane transport. Gene Ontology annotation, cellular component: membrane. The transcript is spliced from 4 exons. Gene Ontology annotation, molecular function: dipeptide transmembrane transporter activity.
AUGUCGAGCACUAUCGGAGGCGACGUGGUCAACGAUGCGAUAGCAAGUCGGAUACCAGUCGAUGCGCAACCCCUUGGAAGAGCCAGUCUUACCAUCCACAACCCUGGCGAACACGAUCAUGAGUCUGUAAACAAAGAGGCCAACAUCGAUGUCGAAGCCAUCGGCGAGCGCUCGGCAUCAGUCAUCGAGCGCGAAACUUAUCCUGAACCAACAGAAGAAGAAACGCGAACUCUUCGAAAAGUUGCCGACACUAUUCCUGCGACUGCGUAUACUCUCUGCUUUGUUGAGCUUGCAGAACGAGCUUCGUACUAUGGCGUCAAGACCGUCUUUUCCAACUUCAUGCAGUUCCCUCUACCAAAGGGUGGCAACGGUGCAGGCGCUCCAGCUCGUGGUACCCAAGGUACAGCUGGGGCGUUGGGCAAAGGUCUUCAGUUCAGCAACGCUUUUACGUUGCUUUUCGCCUUCUUGUCCUAUAUCGUACCGAUUGGUGGUGCGUGGCUAGCCGACGUCAAAAUGGGCCGCUUCAAAGCCAUCUUCUUGGGAGUCGUGAUCUGUGGUGUCUCACACAUCAUUAUCAUCUGCGGCGCCAUACCUUCUGUCCUGCAAGCUGGCAACGGUAUUGCACCCUUCAUGAUCUCCCUCUUCUUGCUGGCAAUAGGCGCUGGAAUCUUCAAACCGAACGUGGCUCCAAUGAUUCUUGACCAAUACAAGCAUCAAAAGGCCUAUGUCCGAGCGCUGCCUUCGGGAGAACGAGUUGUCGUGGACCCUGAAACGACGGUUCAGCGUACGAUGUUACUCUUCUACGGCUUUAUCAACAUCGGUGCGUUCUUCAUGAUCGCCACCACUUACUGCGAAAAGUAUGUUGGCUUCUGGCUUGCGUAUCUGUUGCCAGGAAUUGUAUUUUUCCUGCUUCCGGUUCUGCUCUGGUACCUCCGCAACAAGCUGGUUCAAUAUCCUCCUGAUGGAACAGCUCUCGCUAAGGUGUGGAAGAUCAUCACUGUCGCCUUCAAGUACAACAAAGGCGUCUUUUGGAAAGGCUCCUUCUGGGAUGCCGCGAAACCAAGUGUACUGGCUGCACGUGGUGUGUCGCAGUUCAACCACAAGGCGAUUUCCUGGACAGACAAGGACGUUGAUGAUGUCCGCCGUACAAUGAUGGCGUGUGCUGUCUUCCUCUACUUCCCGAUCUACGUGAUGAAUGACGGAGGCACUGGCUCUGUGUCAACCAGCCAGGGCUCUACUCUUACGACGAAUGGUGCACCGAACGAUCUUUUGCACAACUUCAACCCUCUGACAAUCAUCGUCACCGUCCCAAUCCUGUCAUACGUGGUUUACCCGACGCUCGCAAAAUGGAAUCUAAGCCCAGGCCGAAUCACCCGCAUUACCAUCGGCUUUGGUCUUGCGACGCUCUCUGGCGUCGUCGGUGCCAUAAUUCAAUACAAGAUCUAUCAAACCUCUCCAUGUGGCUACUACGCUACCGGCUGCAAGGUUGGCACUGGGGUCUCUCCAAUCAGUGUUUGGGUGCAGAUCCCCAUCAACAUACUGGGAGCUCUUUCAGAGUGCUUUUGCAACGUCACGGCUUAUGAGCUUGCGUAUGCUCGCUCACCAGAAGGCAUGAAGUCGCUUGUCAUCUCGCUGUUCCUGGCAUCAUCGGCUUUGUCGUAUGCCAUGGGCGAGAUACUGUCGCCUGCUAUCAAGGAUCCUUACCUCAUCUGGAUCUGGGCAGGGCCAGCCAUUGCGCUGGCUGUUCAGACUGUGAUCUUCUGGUUCAGGUAUAAGAAGUUCAACAAGGACGAGUUCAUGACUUAUGAAGAGCCAAAGGCAGCUUCAGGGGGAAGCUCAUUGGUCGCCGAAAGUCAGGAGGUGAAGGCGACAGCAAAGACUGAAUAG